Molecule: messenger RNA, 2570 nt
Organism: Oppia nitens
Lineage: Eukaryota; Metazoa; Arthropoda; Arachnida; Sarcoptiformes; Oppiidae
Product: small G protein signaling modulator 3 homolog
Exons: 2
Coding region: 190-2553 (787 amino acids)
Molecular function (GO): protein binding
Source: RefSeq, a predicted model, not a curated record
UGUUAAUAUGAGUUAACACUGUUGUAGUACAGCUGUCGUUAAAUUUUGGGAACAAAUGACUAUAGCAUUGCAUUGACACUCACUUAUAGAUAUAGAUAUAUCAAGAAUUGACUUUCUUUUCAAUUAUAGUUAACAUAUCUGACAUGUUUUAGACGUAACUCAAGAAUAUUACAAUUUUGUUAUAAAGCGAUGGCUAAGUCAUUGGUUAAGUCCAUAUCGAGUACAUUGAAGAGUUCACCUCAUGAUGAAGGGUAUGAUAACAAAGUCAUACAACCAGACACUGUCAGCGAUGCUGAAGACGAAAAUAAUGAUCAAAAUAAUCCAUAUAUUAAUGACUCGACUAUUAUUACACAAUUGGUCUUAAAUUCUAGUAUAGGAUCUCACUAUAAACCACAGAUGGGCGGACCCUUCUCGUCACUUCAUCCAUCCAUAUGGCCUGAAGAUAUCAUAGCAGCUCUUUCACAACCAGAAGAUUCACAACCACCCCAUCAUUUCAAUGAAUAUGGAUUCAUAACAGAAUCUAUAGAUAAAUUAAGACAUCACAAUGAGAAUCAAUUACAAGAUUUGGAUGAAGAUAAAUUUGCAUCGAUUUGCAAACACAAAGAAGAUGAGCUAAGAUCUAAAUGGAUCUGUUAUCUCGAGUUUAAUUACAACAAAGAAGCCAUACCACAGAUGAAAUGGUCUCAAGUAGACAUUCAGAUGAAACACACAAAAGUAAUAACUGAAUUGAUUAAAGAAGGUAUUUGUUCUUCAUUAAGAUCAGCCAUUUGGAUGCGGACAUCAAAAGGGAUGACACUUAAAGUAAACAGUAACUGGAGUUAUACACAAUUGUGUGACCUUUCCAAUCACGUCCCAUCCCUUUCAGACAAACAAAUAUCAAAAGUUUUGCCGACAAACGCGUGUUUUAUGACAAGUAAUUCGGUAGGUAUUGAAAGACUUAGAAGAAUAUUACGAGUUAUCAAAUGGUUAAAGAAAAACGGGACCACUGUUUACAAUAUGAGUCGGGAAUCAGUUAACCUUUCAAUUAUCGCCGCAUAUCUGUUACUCGUUUGUGAAGAAGAAGAUGCCUUUUGGCUAACGCUCUCAAUAAUCAAUGAAUUGAAAUCAUUUAGUCAUCAAAAAACACUCAUUUCAUUAAUUAGCACUCAUUGUCCACAAAUUGAUGAAAUACUUAAACAACACGACAUUGAAAUAAGUCUUAUAACAAAUCACUGGUUUUCGACUCUCUUCGCGGCCUUCAUUCCCGACACAAAAACUCUCUUCCAUUUAUGGGAUCUUUACUUCUAUUUUGGAUCAAUUGUUAUAUUUCAGUUGACAUUAGGACUUCUUGUUUCUCAAAACAACAUAAUUUGUGAUAAUAAAGACUCGGCUAAUAUUUUUAAUGCAUUAUCAGAUUUACCGUCACAUUUGAAAGAUUAUUCAUCUUUAUUAUCAAUUUGGAGUUCUGGUGAACAGUUAGUCCAACAUUUACCUUCAAAUCAGAUACAAAGCAAUGCGAUGUCUGAAAGUAGUUCCAAUAAUUCUUCAUUAUUACAGUUGCCAUCAUUUAAUUCAGAAACCUCUGACUCAGACUUAAAAACCAAAAAUAUAAGACAAACUUCAAUUAUUUUAGAGUUACACGAAGCUAUCGAAGCUAUUGGACGUCACUUUGAAGUUCAUGAACCGGGAUUUAAGGCUAAUCUAACUAUUGAUUAUUCAAAUAUCGAUAUUAUUGAUGACGAAGACGAAGAAAUAAAUAAAAGAAGACAACAAAUGAAAUUAAAGAGAGCAAAGGCUUUGAUUGAUUUUCAAAGACACGAUUCCGAUGAAUUGGGAUUCAGAAAGAAUGAUAUCAUUACUAUAAUUAGUGAAAGGGAUGAACACUGUUGGGUCGGGGAGUUGAAUGGUCUGAGAGGUUGGUUUCCCGCAAAGUUUGUCGAAAUUCUCGAUGAAAGAAAUCAAGACUAUAGUAUAGCUGGUGACGAUCGGGUCAUACCUUUUAUCAAUGAUUUAGUUAGGGGUCGACUAUAUUUAGCUCUAAAAGCAAUAUUAACUUAUGGAAUGAAGAGGACUUUAUUCAUGACAACUCAUCCCUGGAUUAUAAUAGAAUCCAUUUCCAAGGCUUGUGCUGAAAGUGAUUUCAAUUCAGUUUAUUCCCGACUAGUGUUGACCCGAACAUAUCAUUUGGACGAAUUUGCAAGAGUUUUGACUCCUUCAGAGCUUUUAUACAGAAGUAUAGCUCAUAUAAACCAUACCCAUGAAAAUGAGGCAAUGGAUGUUAAACUAAGAUCUUUAGUAUGCAUUGCAUUAAACCAAAGUAUUCUUCAUGAAUGGUUUGUUGUCAUUUGCGCCAAUCAACCGCACAUCAUAUCCAAGUGGUACUACAACUGGAGCUUUCUUAGUAGUCCUGUUUGGAAAAUGAUUAAAUCAGAGCUUAAAUUAUUGACACAAUUUUCAUUCAAUUUGGACCCAAAUGUAGAACUUCCGGAAAGCAUUCAACCCAAGUCUCCCGUCUCGAAGGAUGGCGUCAGAGAUAUGUUAGUAAAACAUCACUUAUUUUCGUGGGAUAUUUAAAGACAACAAACAGUUAA